CUUCCUUCAAGCAAUAGCUGCAACUGACCGAAGGCUUAAACAGCCAGGACCCUGAAACAGACUUCCUUCGAGGUCCCGUUAAACGCAUUGUUCACGCUGCCGCUUAGCCACGUCAAUUAUAGCAAGGAUUUAAAACGUAAAAUUACAAUUGAUGCUACAUUAAGAGGGCCAAGUAGAACUCCACUCGGCACCGUGGUCUUCGUUGACUUGCACAAUCCUUUAAAGACAUGCAAUAGCAUCUAAAGUUCUUGGUAUCGACCAAAUAGAUAGCCGUCAGGGCUAGGGGCGCGUGGAGCAACGAUGGCGACUUCGACGCUAGCCCCUAGGUUCAUCUUCGGCUUCCGGGCGGACGUGAAAGAUAAUGUCCAUUAUGCGGAGGACGGGUCGGUGGUGUACCCAGCGGGGCACAACAUCGUGCUCUACUCCCCGGACACCCGCACGCAGCGCCUUAUCCCGGGCACGCUGGAGAGCGAGGGGAUCACGGCAAUAUGCGUAUCCGCCAAUAAGAAGCUCAUGGCAGUGGCCGAGCGCUCCGACAAAGCCAUGAUUAGCGUGUACGACAUGCAGACGUUAAAGCGGCGAAAGGUGCUGGUGUCCACGGACGCUGGAUCAAAGGAAUACGUGAGCCUGUCAUUCAGCGGCGAUGGAAAGACGCUAAUUGCUCAGGGCGGCGCGCCGGAGUGGAACCUGGUGCUGUGGGUGUGGGAGAAGAGCAAAGUGGGCAGUGUGGUCAAGACGACCAACCAGCAGGGCGUGCCCAUGUUCGGGUGCGCCUUCUCGCCGGGCGACUCGGCGCUGGUGAGCGUCAUCGGGCAGGGCAUCUUCAAGCUGUUCCGUAACGCGGACGCGGGCCUCAAGGCAGUCAACCCGGUCAUGGGCAAACGAGACCCGGGGCUGGCGUCCUGCCAGUGCUGGGUGCCGGACCCGCCCGGCAGCAACGAGCAGCGGGAGCGGCUGCUGCUGGGUAUGAGCGACGGCGAGGUGCUGCUGCUAGAGGGCACGGACAUGAAGGCGGCGUUCUCGUGCGACAACGGCCUGCCGGCCGUGUCCAUAGCCGCCUACUCCAAGGGCUUCGUGGUGGGGCAGGACGGCGGCGUGGUCACCAUCUUUGAGCGCGACGAGAAGGAGUUCUACCGCCGCGCGCGCGCCUUCACCAUCGAGGGCAACGCCUGCAAAGUGCUCAACCUGGCCAUCAGCCCCAACGAGGAGCACCUGGUGGCCAGCCUGGAGAACAACCAGGCCUUCACACUGCUGCUCAGCAACCAGGAGAUCAUGAAGCAGGACGAGAUGAACUUCGAGGUGUUGGGCACGCCCAACCACGCCGGCCCCAUCACCGGCUUGGACGUGUGCGUGCGCAAGGCGCUCAUUGCGUCAUGUUGCUCCACAGACCGGUCCGUGCGGCUGUGGAACUGGGCGGAUCGGACAUGCGAGCUGUACCGCACCUUUGCCGAUGAGAUCUUCUCCAUCGCCAUCCACCCGACCGGUCUGCAGGUGCUGGUGGGCUUUGCGGACAAGCUGCGGCUCAUGGCGGUGCUCAUGGAGGACCUCAAGGUGGUCAAGGAGCUGGGCAUCAAGGGCUGCCGCGAGUGCUGCUUCUCCACAGGCGGCCAGUACUUUGCGGCCGUGAACGGCACCACCAUCUCCAUCUAUAACACCUACACCUGCGAGAACGUGGGCAACCUGCGCGGCCACAACGGCAAGGUCCGCUCCGUGGCCUGGUCGCCGGACGACUCCAAACUCAUCAGCGCGGGCAUGGACGGCGCGGUGUACGAGUGGCGGCUCAAGGACCUGAAGCGCGACAAGGAGCACGUGCUCAAGGGCUGCGCCUACGCCUCGGUGCUGGCCACGCCCGACUGCAAGCUGCUGUACGCCACUGGCACCGACAAGAAGAUCAAGGAGUUCGAGGACUCCACGGGCACGGGCACCACCAUCUCCAAGGAGAUCGACACGGGCGGCGUGAACCUCACGCAGCUGGCGCUGCUGCCCAACGCGCGCGUCAUGUUCGCGGCCACAGAGGCGGGCGGCGUGCGCACCUACAAGUACCCGCUCACAGGCGAGUUCCAGGAGGCCAAGUGCCACGCCGCGCCCGUGUCGCGACUGCGUGUGUCCUGGGACGAGUCGCUGCUGGUGUCGGGCGGCGAGGACGGCUCCGUGUUCGUGUGGGAGGUGCGCGACAAGGACGCCCGGGCGGCGGCGCGGCGGGAGCAGGAGAAGUUGGAGUACGCGGUGGAGGUGCUGGUGACACGGUCCGAGCUGGACGAGAAGCGCUCCCGCAUGUCGGAGCUGGAGCAGCAGGUGGCGGAGCUGACCAUGCAGACCGAGUACCAGCUGCGACUCAAGGACCUGCACCUGCAGGAGCGCGUCAAGGAGCUCACGGACAAGUUCAGCGGCGAGUCGGAGGCCGACCGCCAGAAGUUUGAGGCGCUGCUGGCGGAGAAGAACGAGAUGGAGAUGGAGUACGAGGACAAGCUCAAGCAGGCGGAGGAGCGCAGCCAGGCGCAGCUGCAGGCCCUGGACACGCAGUACCAGGCCAAGAUCAUGGCGGAGGUGGAGCGCUACCAGGCGCUGAUGCAGGAGAAGGAGCUGCUGGCGGAGCGCUGGGACGAGCAGAACAGCCUGCUGGUGGAGAGCCACGAGCGCGUCAUUGCGGAGCUGACCGAGGACUACGAGGCCAAGCUGGCGGAGGAGGCGCUCAAGAUAGAGGCGCUGCAGGAGGAGGCGCUCAAGAUAGAGGCGCUGCAGGCGGAGAAGGCCGAGCUGGAGCGCGAGUUCGAGGAGAUCAAGAAGCAGCUGGAGGAGGACGCCGACCGCGAGAUAGAGGAGACCAAGGAGAAGUACGAGCAAAAGCUGCAGACGGAGCGCGAGACCAGCCUGCGGCUCAAGGGCGAGAACGGCAUCAUGCGCAAGAAGUUCAACAACCUGCAGAAGGACAUCGAGGUGUGCAACACGCAGAUCAAGGAGCUGUACGAGCAGAAGAAGGAGCUGUACGCCACCAUUGCCAGCCUGGAGAAGGACAUUGCCAGCCUCAAGCGCGAGAUCCGCGAGCGCGACGAGACCAUCGGCGACAAGGAGCGGCGCAUCUACGACCUCAAGAAGAAGAACCAGGAGCUCGAGAAGUUCAAGUUCGUCCUGGACUACAAGAUCAAGGAGCUGAAGAAGCAGAUCGAGCCCAAGGACCUCGAGAUCAGCGAGAUGAAGGAGCAGAUCAAGGAGAUGGACGGCGAGCUGGAGCGGUACCACAAGACCAACGCCAACCUGGACCUCACCAUCUCCAACAUGCACCUCAAGCAGGCGGGCCUCGCCAACGAGGUCACGGACCAACGGCGCGAGAAGCAGGACGCCUACGCGCUCAUGCGCCGCUUCCAGCACGACCUGCAAGAGGUGGUGGGCUUCCUGCAGGAGCCCAAGGUGCUCAAGGAGAAGGUCAAGUGGCUGUACCAGAAGCACUGCGGCGAGCUGCAGUCCGGCCCGGCGGAGGACGGCGACGUGGAGCGCGAGGCGGCGCGGCAGCGGGAGUACCUGGAGAAGACGGUGGACAGCCUCAAGCGCAAGCUGGCCAAGGACAGCGAGCUGCACCGCACAGACAACCUGCGCAUCAUGCAGGAGAACACGGCCCUGAUCAAGGAGAUCAACGAGCUGCGGCGCGAGAUCAAGGCACUCAAGGGUGCGGGCCUGGGCGCGGUCGGGCUGGGCAAGCCCGGCAGCGCCAACGGCGGCGCGGGGCGGCCGGGGCGCGGCAGUCCCGACGCAGCGGCUCAGGAGCUGAGGCGGGAGCUGGACAUGCAGCGAGACCUGAUCGCGCGGUUGCGGGAGGAGAUGAUGAUGAAGGAGGCUCGCAUCAAGCAGCUGGAGGCCAUGGUGGUGCCGCGCCCCAUCAGCCGCGAGCGCCUGCCGCCCAUGGAGGGCUUCAGCGGGGCGCCGCAGCAGCCGCCGCCGCCCUCCGUGUCAGUAGCCUCCUCCUACGCGCCGCCCACGGGCAUGCUGGCAGGCGGCGCGGGUGGGCCGCCGGUGGGCCUGCCGCCGCCGUCGCCGCAGCGGCCGGGCUCGGCGGGCGGCGGCGGGAUGCGGGACAGCGGCGGGGUCGUGAACUCGGGCGCGGUGCUGGCGGGGGCGGCGAUUGCGGCAUCGAUGGGGCCGGUGCGGGAGGACAGCGGCGAGGGCUACGAUGGCGGGGCCGGCGGCGGCCAGGAGGAGGGAUUUGAGGAGCAGGAGGGGGAGCUGGAGGGGGAGCUGGAGGGGGAGCUGGCAUAAGCUGUAGCUGUGGGAGGCUUGGGCAGGUGGGGGAAGGGGUCACGUUGGUCGUUGCAUGGAGCGGUGGUAGGUAGGGAGAGCGGCGAAGGUGGGGGGCUAGUCGCUAGAGGCACGUGCGUGCGGCGCGCGCGACAAGCUGGGCCGCAGGCGGCCAGAAGGACCGGAGGGAGAAACGGCGAGGACUGCUGGGGCGAAGGGCGCUCGUGGUGAUACUACCAAUGGGCGAGGAUAAGGCGAUGUGGCUCGAUGCAAGGGCUAGGAUGAGGUACCGCAUACGGUACGUGAACCGUACGUGCUGUGCGGGUGCUGGUAGGGGUCGUGCGCGCGGUGUGCGUGCCGGGACUGCAGUUCAACAUCUUUCAACGUGUUUGGCUUAAACGAGUUAACGAGCGGUGCUCGCCAACCGGUUAACACGCCUCUCUUUCUUGCGAGUCCCUAUGAACGUUUGAACGUUUGUGCUGCAUUGCCCCGAGACCCCGACCAGCGCCCGGUAUGGCAGCGGUGACCUGAGCCAGUAUCCCUUUGUGGAGAUUGCGCCCAGUUUACACCGGGCACGUGCAUUAUACAGUGCGCCCAGGUCCUGCCGGGUCCGUGUUGCGGUGCUGUCACGGCGUGACAGCCCUCCCCUGCAGCCCGACCCCCACGCCAUCCAGCGCCAGCGCGCCAUCUAUCGUGACUACUGGGCCUGACCGGCCUGCGCCCGUGCAUUAGUCGUAAUGCUCCUCUUGACCGCAUCUGUAGGGAAAGGACCAAGCUGCGACCAGCGUGAGCCCGGGCCUAACAUGCCGGGCGCCCAUGGCACGGUUAUGCUCCGGAAGGUUGUACCAGCGGCCUGAGCUACUAAGUGGAA
Messenger RNA from Chlamydomonas reinhardtii, 5101 nucleotides. RefSeq lists its product as uncharacterized. NCBI's taxonomy places the organism in Eukaryota, Viridiplantae, Chlorophyta, Chlorophyceae, Chlamydomonadales, Chlamydomonadaceae. Gene Ontology annotation, molecular function: protein binding. The transcript is spliced from 24 exons. The record is from RefSeq and is a predicted model, not a curated record. Bases 301 to 4251 code for a protein of 1316 amino acids.